AUAAAUAUCAUUCGUUCAUUUUCAAUUCGUUGUCUUGUCUGUGUGUGUUGGAUUCCCUCAAAAAUUCCGAAUUAAACAUCUUUUUGUGCAAUAUUUGUUUAAAAACUACAAAUUUGGAUACUAACUCACUGCCAGUAAACAAGCAAUAAUGUCUGAAGCCAAAAUUAAGGAUCUACGCAGCGACAUCGAUGAGCUUAAUGAGUUACUAAAGCAGGCAAAAAGGAAGAGGGCUCAGGAUUUAUUGUCGUUGGAAAUCAGGAAAUUGGAAACGGAAUGGAUAAACUUGAAGGAAGCGAGCGCUCAGUCUUCGCAAGCAGGAGCCUCGCCGGCGCCGUCCACCGCAGCCGCUCAGAGCAAGAGAUACCAAAUAAAAUUGAACGGAUAUGGUUGGGAUCAGUCCGAUAAGUACAUCAAAGUUUUUGUAACACUGAAGAAUGUCCAAACUGUGCCUAAGGAACAAGUGUACUGUAAGCUUACCGACAAGUCUAUGGAGUUACAUGUCGAAAAUCUGGAGAAUAAGGAUUACCUUCUUGUAAUCAACAAGCUGUUGGAACCUAUCAAUGUUGAAGAGAGCCAUUGGAAGCAGAAAACAGAUAUGGUAGUGAUAUUCUUGGCGAAGUCUCGUCCUAACAUCAAAUGGUCUCACAUGACUGAACUUGAGAAGAAGUUUGAGGACCAGCGCAAUAGCAAGCUCAAACCAGCAGCUCCUGAGAUGGAUAAAUCUGACCCACAGGAGUCUAUUAUGAGCCUUAUGAAGAAUAUGUAUGAAACUGGGGACGAUGACAUGAAGAGAAUGAUUUCAAAAGCCUGGUACGAAGGACAACAUAAGAAGAAAUCCGAUACCCUAGAUCUGUAGACAGUAGAUUAUAUGUAUGUGAUGUAUUAUUAAGGAUAAUAAAUCUGAUUUUUCAUCAA
This is a messenger RNA of Helicoverpa zea (corn earworm), 915 nucleotides long. RefSeq names its product calcyclin-binding protein. The coding region runs from base 149 to 856 and encodes 235 amino acids. Gene Ontology annotation, cellular component: nucleus. The record is from RefSeq and is a predicted model, not a curated record. The transcript is spliced from 5 exons. NCBI's taxonomy places the organism in Eukaryota, Metazoa, Arthropoda, Insecta, Lepidoptera, Noctuidae. Gene Ontology annotation, biological process: heart development. Gene Ontology annotation, molecular function: tubulin binding; ubiquitin protein ligase binding; S100 protein binding.